Suillus paluster is the source of this 505-nucleotide messenger RNA. RefSeq lists its product as uncharacterized. The transcript is spliced from 4 exons. The record is from RefSeq and is a predicted model, not a curated record. Bases 89 to 397 code for a protein of 102 amino acids. Lineage: Eukaryota; Fungi; Basidiomycota; Agaricomycetes; Boletales; Suillaceae.
CUAGACUAACCAGCUAGGACCGAGGGCGAUAAUUGUGCUCAGAACACAUCCUGCACAGGCUUGGGGUUUAAUCAGCUUAUCAAUAUCGAUGGAUCCGAGACUUGCGCGCGAGCGGAGGCUGCUGACUAGCCGAUGGCUUGUGGCUUUGGUCGUGCCUUGCCAACAAAUGAACCAGCGGCGUCUCUCGAUCGUUUCAAGAGAUUCCGUGGGAUGCAAUGUUUUCAUGAUGCGUGGAUAUAUGUAUGAUUUAUUGCAAGGUCUAAGACGGUUGAAAUUUCAAGCUGUUCGACAGGUUGACAUGCGCUCCGCAGAAACAACACCAGUUGAUAGUGGAUUUUGGUCGCAUGUUGGGCACAGCGCCGUGUUUCUAGUUGUGCCCGGAGGACUUAAGCUGUAAGGAACGCUCUAUCCAAAAACUGAUAUUGGUUGGCGGUGGCUGCCUGCCAACCGGGGUAUUGACAUUGUUAACAACGUGCGAUGGGUGCCACAUGAAUACUGUCGGGGC